CACCAAAGCAGAGGCAAGAAGUAGCAUGAUGUACAUUUCAUAUAUUGUCGUAGUCUUGUCUUUAAUAGAAUUUGCUAACACACACUAUGCAGAAGUAGAAGCUCCAUGGAAAAUACAAAGUCGCGAAGCACACUCGUUCCUCAAAGCUCCAACUAAAAACAAAAGAAGUGAUCCCGCUUGCAAUGAAGACGAGCAUUAUUGUGAAGCUGCAGAAAACAAAGCCAAUUGUAUGAUGCACAACGAACAGACUCGGGAGCAUUAUUGUGGCAUGGGUCAUACAUGUACUGCAACACAAGCUUGUUACCUAGCUACACCCUGUCCAGCACAUUACACAUUAGGCUGUACAGAUGAUCAGUGCCUGUCAUUUCCAUGCCAUAACGGAGCCACGUGCCAAGAUACAAGUACCAGCUAUAACUGUCAAUGUGUUCCAGGCUGGGAUCCAGCAACCGAUUGUGCUGAAGAUUUUAACGAAUGCCAUGUUGUUCCCUGUUUAAAUGGAGGGUCGUGUAACAAUCUAUUUAAUGAUUUCACGUGUGACUGUACCGGCAGAUACGAAGGAUAUGUGUGUGAAACAGACUGUAGACCAGGUCCUGCAGACAUCGUAUUUGUAGUGGAUACAUCGGACAGCUUGAAAAAUGGUAUUAAUAAAAGCAUUGACUUUAUCAAUCAAUUCAUCAGCAAAGUUCCUAUUGGUCCAAAUGAUUUCCAAAUUGGUGCUAUAGCCUAUAACUUUAAUUCCACAGUACUAUUUGAUCUCGAUGACUACACAUCGGUUUCUGAUAUGAAUGCUGUUUUAAAGACUGUCAAAGGAGAGGAAGCUGCCACUUACACAGCUAAGGCAUUACAACAAGCUCGUGAGAUGAUAACAAGCUAUUCCAAGGGAUCACGUGGUACAACAAGCUACAUUGUCCUGAUGCAUGACGGUCUGUCAACAGACAGGAAUGAGGCUUUCUACGAAGCACAAAUAAUAAAAUCAAUGGGUAUACGUAUUCUAUCAGUAGGAAUCGGACAGUCGAUUGCAUAUACAGAGAUGUUGACUAUUUCAAAAAGUCCGUUUUAUACUUUUAGUCCAAAUCAUCUAGAGGAUAUGUAUAACCAGAUUCUCAAAGAAACAGUUCAUACUGAUUGUACAGAUUGCAACUUGGAGGAAGAUGCUCAGGUAAUAAUUCUUCUUGAUACAAGCGGCAACCAAACGAUAACAAAUUUCAACGAUCGUCUAACAGCCACACGAAAGAUCAUAGACAAAAUGUUAUCAUAUAACCCAAGUGCUAGUAUCGGCAUGUAUUCAUAUUCAGACGAACCGGAAGAGGUGUUUUCUUUAACAUGGUCAGGUGACAAAGAUAAACGUAUCGCAGCAGCGCUACAAAUUGACCUUGACAUCCAUUCAUCAUCAAACCUUAGCCAUGCCUUGCAACAUAUACGAAUAAGUAACCAGUUCACAUCACUAAGAAAGAUGGUGGUAAUUGUUUCAAAUGGACUAUGGACUGAUAUGGAUGAAAUAAAGAAAGAAGUCUCGUAUUCUGAAGAACAUGGCAUAGAAGUAAAUGGCGUUGUUGCUGCAGACGACAAUGUUAUUGAAAACUUUCAGACAGUAUUGCAUGAUCCUAGUAAUGUGUUUUAUACAGAAGGUGACGACUUCAGAGCAUUAGACUCACUCACUGCAAUGACAAAAUAUUAUAUUUGUGUUGACAAUAUAUUUAGUACUCGGCAAUAAAUGUAUUACUUGUUUUAUGUUUUCUUAGAGAACAAAUAUAUGCUGUAACUUU
This is a messenger RNA of Mytilus trossulus (common blue mussel), 1766 nucleotides long. RefSeq names its product collagen alpha-6(VI) chain-like. Gene Ontology annotation, molecular function: calcium ion binding. The record is from RefSeq and is a predicted model, not a curated record. Bases 26 to 1714 code for a protein of 562 amino acids. Lineage: Eukaryota; Metazoa; Mollusca; Bivalvia; Mytilida; Mytilidae. The transcript is spliced from 9 exons.